Racocetra persica is the source of this 243-nucleotide messenger RNA. The record is from the annotation of a GenBank genome assembly. Lineage: Eukaryota; Fungi; Glomeromycota; Glomeromycetes; Diversisporales; Gigasporaceae.
CUUGGGAAGAUGAACCUUCAGCACGUCCUUCGGACAUAGAAAUGCAACAGAAACUUAAAGACCUCUAUGAUGAACAUGUAUUUUCUAAAGGAAUUGGCCCUCAAAUAUAUCCAAAAAAAGUUGACUCUAGUGAUAUCCCAAGUUUAGAACUUUCAAGCAAUUUCCAGGAAAAAGUUAGCAUCAGUACCGAUUCUCAACAGUCUAAUAAACAACCUGAAGCACCUGAUGAAUGUGAUGAUCUUA